Messenger RNA from Lagopus muta (rock ptarmigan), 1782 nucleotides. RefSeq names its product androgen dependent TFPI regulating protein (gene ADTRP). The transcript has 6 exons. The coding region runs from base 243 to 944 and encodes 233 amino acids. The record is from RefSeq and is a predicted model, not a curated record. Gene Ontology annotation, cellular component: endomembrane system; membrane. Lineage: Eukaryota; Metazoa; Chordata; Aves; Galliformes; Phasianidae.
GUAAGCCUAUUCUUCCUCUCGCCCCGUCCCCCUCCAGCCUCUCUUUGCAGUAAAAAGGGGAAAAACAGAAGCAAGGUUCACAGCAUUGUGAAUGUUCCUACCAACGUGAUUAAGUGGCACAGGGGCCCGAGUCUGCUCAGAGGCGGCAAUCCCUCCCUCCCUGCUGCCUCCAUGCACAGCCACCGAGGGCCUUAAAAGAAAAGCUGCUUUCAGACUGAUUACCACUCGCUUUUUGCUAAAGCAUGGAAAUCUCUACUCUCGCAGCUUACCAUUGCCUUGUUCUUGCCUGGUAUUUUUUCGUCCUCUAUUCACUCACACAACUAAGAACAGAAGAACGGCCAUCUGAAGUGUUCCUUUACGGUGGGCAGUGGAAAUAUUUGACAGUCCUCAAUCUGUUUUUGCAGGCUGUCUUCUAUGGGGUGUCCUUCCUGGCUGAUGUCCUGAGGCUAAUUAAGGAACUGCGAUGUGCUAAGUGCGUAAUUUCCAGCAGAGACCUUCUUUUCAGUGUCCUGGCUUUCCCAGUGUCCACAUUUGUUUCUAUAUCCUUUUGGAUCCUGUACACCUACAACCGAGAGCUGGUUUACCCCAAAAGCCUUGAUGGAGUCAUUCCAACGUGGCUAAAUCACACCAUGCACACAGCUGUGUUACCACUUGCUCUUCUGGAAAUCCUUGCCACACCGCAUCGCUACCCAGCAAAGAAGAAGGGACUGUUCCUGUUAGGCUGUGCCUCUUUUCUUUAUGUCAGUUGGGUCCUAUGGAUUUAUUUUGUAACAGGAGAGUGGGUGUACCCUCUCUUUGCUUCAUUCAGCCCAGCUGGGCUAGGAGCCUUUUUCAUCAGUAGCCUUGCCAUCGUCGUCUGUUUCUACAAUUUUGGAGAGUUCCUAAACCGUAUGAUAUGGGGAGAUUCAAUAGUAAUACUGGACUACAAACGGAAAGGCAAGUGAACGCUCCUCUUGAAGCCAAACAAUCUCUCCGUGAAUGCUGAAGCCAUGAAGUAGAGGAAAAUAAAUGCAGCUGUGAUAAAUCCUUUCUCCAAUGCGUUGCAGCUUCUGGUGAAGCCAUUAUGUCAUCAGACAUAUGGAAAACUGGUGGAAAAUGUGAAACGUUUGCCUCUUACAUGAUAACUCCGCAACUGCUAUGAAUCAGAAAAUCGUGUUCAUCUGUUUACACAGAUUUCUCGUCUCUUGCACAACGUACAUCGGGAUGUGUCCACGGUUAAAACUUGUCACUGGUAAAUGAACUCCCUCACAAGUUGGCACCACACCGUGAAGGACCUGCGCAUGCAAGCCAGCUCUUGUUUGGAUUGCCUUUCAUCAAGUCUGGAAGAAAUUAAGACGAGGGAUAAUUUUAACACUGCUGCGACUUCCAAGCUAGAUAGAUAACAAAUUGGGCUAACAAGGACUGCAAUUAGGAAUGUUUGCUCAGAAAGUUCACCACAAAGCCAAAUUCUUCUAAUGAGAAACAUUCGGGAAUAUUAACGUGCAAAAUAUCCCCCCUUCCACAUUAAUAUGAAAUCUGAACGCAACUUUUUUUUCCUUUUUCUUGGUUUCAGUUAAUCUUGUAGCAAAAGUAACCUAAUUAUACCGACUGUAUGAUUGCUUUGACAGAAAGCACGUUAAUUUAAAGCACUGUUUAACAUAAAGCUGCCUGCCAUAUAAUUACACCCCAUUCACAUGUUUACUAAACUCGCUCAAUAUAGUUGAUUUCUGUUAUUAGCCCCAACAUCUUGUUAACAUCUAUAACACUGGAGAUGUGCUUUGUAAACUCCAAUAAACAGACAAA